Molecule: messenger RNA, 2493 nt
Organism: Ogataea haglerorum
Lineage: Eukaryota; Fungi; Ascomycota; Pichiomycetes; Pichiales; Pichiaceae
Exons: 1
Coding region: 1-2493 (830 amino acids)
Biological process (GO): telomere maintenance; DNA repair
Molecular function (GO): ATP hydrolysis activity; DNA helicase activity
Source: RefSeq, a predicted model, not a curated record
AUGGUUUCCUUUCUGGACGACACCGCUCGGACCGCGCUUGGAGCCGAGUCCCAAACUAGAUCCCCAAAAAUAUCGUCAGCAGACUUCAACUAUUCCUUCAGCCAGGACGCAGAAGAUGAAGGGGUGAUUUCGAUAGAGGAAUUGCAGGCAAGCCAGCCAAACCAGCGGCCUGCAAGUACACCUGCUGAGCAGACGUCAUCGUCGGUUGUCGAUUCGUCUCCGAUAGACCACAGGACCCGCGUUCUCUAUCCAGAGUUCAAGCGCAGACAGCGCGACUCGCCUCACUGGACUCAGGGGACGCAUGCGGGCGUGACCCUGGACCAUGUGCGUGAUUAUCUGACGUGGUUUGGCACUCUCUCUCCGUCAAAUAAGCAUAUUGCUGACACUGCAGUGAACAAAAUACAGAAAUAUUUUGAGAAAAAGAACCAAGAGAAGAAGUCUGGGCAGGAAAACAUACAACAGGCUCCUGACAGCCCUACGCCAAAUAGUUCACAUAACGGGAUUGAGUCGAUCAUGGAGACGCCCGUCAAAAACAAUACCACUAAUGACACGGCCGCUAAAGCUGAGAAGGCUGUCACUCUUCCUCUGAAGGAAAACAAGGUCCUUCUGAACAAACCGUUGGAUGGAAGACGUAUGAUGAGCACGUCAUCCGCUGCCUAUGCCAAGCUAGAGCUUUUGACGCAGAAAGAAAGCUUGUUCGCGGACGUCAAACGCAAGAACUUUGCCAACGAAGUCAAAGAGCCUGAAGUGAAACGCGUCCAGGCAGUUACGCUAAGCGAGGAGCAAAAUCAAGUGAUUGAACUUGCAAGGCAAGGUCACAACCUAUUUUACACUGGUUCUGCAGGUACUGGCAAGUCUCUGUUGCUUAGGUCAUUGAUCAAGUCACUGAAAAAACAGCAUCCACUAGGAAGCGUCGGGGUGACCGCCUCAACAGGGCUCGCGGCUUGUAAUAUAGGAGGUCAAACACUGCACUCUUUCACUGGAAUUGGGUUAGGGGACGCGCCUGCAGAUAAAUUGGUAAAGAAAAUUAAGCGGAACCCCAAAAUGAAGGAUAGAUGGAGGGAUCUGGAAGUCUUAAUCAUAGAUGAGGUUUCUAUGAUUGAUGCCGGUUUAUUCGAUAAGCUGGAUAUGAUUGCUCGCGAGAUGAGAAAACAGCGAGAUGUUCCAUUUGGCGGGCUUCAGUUGGUUAUUUGUGGAGACUUCUAUCAGCUCCCUCCAGUGACCAAAAACGGCGAGCCAGUUUUUGCAUUCGAGUCACAGGCAUGGAAACAAGCAAUCAAGUACACAAUUGUUCUCAAGAAAGUUUUCAGACAACAGUCUGACCGCGACUUUAUCAACAUGCUGAACGAAGUGCGUAACGGAAAUGUUUCCGAAGCGACUGCGAGAAAGUUCAGGGCUCUUUCACGUCCUUUGGCUUCCAAAGAAGGUGUUAUUCCUGCAAAGCUCUUUCCCACGCGACGGGAAGUUGACAGAGCCAAUAGUACGAUGUUAAAGCAACUUCCGGGCGCGGAAGUUGUUUUUAGGGCUUUUGAUGGAGGGUCGCUAACCGAUGAAGAUCAAAGGCAGCGGUUGUUGUCGAGUUUUCUUGCUCCUGAACGAAUCGCACUGAAAAAGGACGCUCAGGUCAUGCUAAUAAAAAACAUGGACGAAACAUUAGUCAAUGGUUCCUUAGGCAAGAUUGUGGAUUUUAUCGAUCCCGAUACCUAUUCGCAUUAUCGAUCUAUCAAAAGUGAUAAAAUUGACGUUAAAACGCUAGAAGAAAAAGCCGCCAACUCGAUGAAUAAAGGCCCUCCAAAACGAGACGAGAGACAUUUGAUUGAAGAUUCCACUGUUUUGGAGAGCCAGUUGGAUGAGAAUGUUUUUUCAUUCUUGAAAGAGCUCAAGGAGGAACAGCCUGAAGAUCUGCCUGAGUCCGCGCAGAAAAACAUAGAGCGCAAAAUAGAGCUGUUGAAUCAGCUGUACAGCAGCUCUAAGAACAGAAGAAUGCCUCUCGUUCGCUUCAUUCAGGCCGACGGGACUACGCGUGAGGUGCUAAUUGAGCCGGAAACUUUCAGUCUCGAGGAUGAGUUUGAAAGGCCGAUUGUCUCGCGUACGCAAAUUCCACUAAUUCUCGCCUGGUCAUUGAGUAUACACAAGUCGCAGGGACAAACUCUUCCGUUGGUCCAAAUUGACCUGCGGAAUAUUUUUGAGCGCGGCCAGGCCUAUGUUGCGCUUUCGAGAGCCACUCACAGGAGGGGAUUACAGGUUAAGAAUUUCAACCCCUCGAGGAUCCUUACUCACGAGAAAGUGGUUGCCUUUUACGAUAGUCUGAUGACUGUGGACGAAAUCAAGGAUCGCGAGGAGAACAAGCGCAAGAAGACUGCGGGUUUUGUUUCGAGCACGCAGCUGGACCGGUUGGAGAAUCUGGCGGAGAAUGUUGCUGAUGCAGGCGAUUUUGUGAACGAGAAGGAUAAUGUAAUAGAUGAGUUCGACUCCGUAUGGAGCGGACAGUAA